AUGGCAAAGAUAGCGCAUUUGUCCCUGCUUUGUUGCUUGGUGUUGAAGAGUAUCUUGGUCCUUGCUAGGGAUCCGGCGAAUGCACUAGAAAAAAUAACAGAGUUUAGACAACAGCAUAGGAGAACCCUGGACGGGAGGCUAUGCGCUACCGCCUUCUUGCACGAUGACCAGACAUACACAGACUGUACGAGCGCAACUUCUCCGGAUGGCACAAGUGGAAGAGAGUGGUGUUACGUGGAAGUGCAACUGUUGGGAAAAGGGUCUCGUGAUUGGGAUUACUGCGCGAACGCAGUGAAUUACGACAAGGUGAGGCUUCAUGCGAAGAAGGUGUUCGAAGACAAGUCGAUAGAAGCAGAUAGAUUGAAAGAACGAUUGCACGUGUUGAACAGUCGAGUGCACAGUAUGUUGCAAAAAUACGACUCCGUAUGUGGAGAGAAACACCAAUUGAUAUCCUCUAAAAUAGGAAAAAUUAAGCAAUGGGUUCAGACCGGUGUAGAAUCACUAAGGAAAAUUGAAGAAAACGCUACGGAUUUAGAUGCAACCAAAAAUAUAAUCGAUAAAGUACAAGUUGAAAUAAAGAGGGAAAAUAAUGGAUUCAUAGAUGUAGAAAAGAACUGUGAAAAUUUUGAUGGUUAUGAGAAGGAGCCGCAUAGUGAUGGGCUCAAGGUGUCCUACUUUAAUAACCCCUUCUUAGAAGGAAUUCCUGUGGAAAGUAAAAUGGAAAAGAAAAUAAACUUCUCCUACAGUAAUAGAGGGCCUUCUGACAUGAUCUCUCCGUAUAGAUACUCCAUUCGGUAUGAGGGUUACCUAAUGAUACCACACAGUGGCAUGUAUAUUUUUACAGUUGAGACGAAUUGUUACGCUAGACUACUAUUGAACGGAAAAGUGGUCCUUACACAUGGUUUCUUGGAAUCAGGUAGGAACAAGAGCGGAGCAGGAAUGGAAGAGAUACAGACAUUCAGUCGAGGAGAUCAUUCCUCAUUGGACCCCCAUGGGGGAGUCUCUACGUUGGUAGAAAUGAAUGACGAACCGAGCAACGUAGUGAAAGUGUCCAAUCCGAUAGAGCUCGUCGGAGGAGAAAAAAGUAGAUUCAUCUUGGAAGUAUCCCACUCAUCUCACUUGAAGUAUGAGAAUGGUAAUUUUAUGUAUGGACCUGGAGUGUCCACAAAGGAAUCGUCUUCCCUUGUAGAAGGAACCCCAAAUGUGGAGAGACCAGCAUCGGCCUCUUUCACACUACUCUGGCAGUCCAGUAGAAUAGAUAAACAACCCAUUCAGAGUAGCUACCUCUUCCAAGAUAAUGUGGUCCCUCCCGUGAGGUUCUCCGCAUUGGAUGCAAACCUAUUCGACGUUGGAAUAGUGGACAAACAGGAGGAAGUAUUCAUGGAUGACGACAACUGGGUCAUCAGCAGUGUACCGAACAAGUACCUGGGAUUACAUCUACUCAAAACAAAUUCUAGAUUCCAAUUUUCACACUUCUCCGUAUCUAUGAACACGGGUUGUAACUUGUACAUCUCUGCACCUGUUGGAGAAGUAUUUCCCUUGAGUCCAUCCAAAGAUGGAACGACAUGGAAAGCAUUUGACACGGACGAUAAAAUAGAAUUGGUUCACAGUGUAACAAAGGAGAAGAAGAUUUACAAACUGAAAUUCAUUCCUUUGAGGAAUCAAGCGAUCCUAAGAAUAGAUGUUCUAGUAGGAGUUCCCUUUUGGAUUAUAUCAGAAAACAGGAAAAUACUACCAACGAUAUGUACUGGAGAUGAGGAAGUGUUGUCCAACCCACAGAAUGAGGCCUUCAAGGAGUGUACAUCAUCGAGCAGUCUAUCUCCCCAAUUUGAUUGUCUAGCUGGAUUGAGCACAUAUCAUAGGGAUAAAAAGAACCACACGUGGAAAACUUCCAAAGGAUCUAUAGGGCAGUUUAUUAAGAUAUACUUUAAAAAGCCUGUACAGAUUAAUAAGUUUAAGUUUAAACCGAUGGAUGAUAUUUUGUCUUGGCCAUCCGAAUUGGCUCUCCACUUCGAUGAUGAUGAAGAGGUGGUCUUACCGAUUCUACACACACACAGCAUGGAGGAAAAUACGACUCGAUUAGAACAUCCAGUAAUUACCACAUCUGUCCGGAUAGAAGUGAGAGAUAUGUUUGAAAGAGGAAAUGAAAAUACAGGGGGUUCUUUCGAAGUUAUCGGAAGUACAUGCAAUAUCCUGGAAGACGACUACAUGAUUCACCAUGCAGUGCUUGAUAUUUCUCAGUGUGAUAGUACGUUGAAUAGUUUUCCAGAUGUUAUUCCAUUAAUGAAGGGUAAUAAACUAUUAGCUAUUUGUCAUGAUAAUUGUUUGGAAAAUUCCGAUAAGGAAGUUAUCUAUGGGUCUGAAUUGUAUUCUACGGAUUCCGCUAUAUGUAAGGCGGCGAUACACGCAGGGGUAUGCAAGAAGGGAGAGAAAAAUAGUUGCCGCUUCUUAAUUGUAGUGACUGGUGGACAAACAAAUUUCGUGGGAACGUUACAAAAUAAUGUUAUUUCUCUAAGUCGGAGCUCUAACUCCAACUUUUCAUUUUCGUUGUCCAGUGUGUUCACCACUCAGGGGGGCUCACAGGGUUCCUACAGAGUAACCACCCCAAGUAGCUAUUCCGUCGUGUUUAAGUCAAAUGAGCAUUUUAAUCCACCGAAUAAAUUCCUAAUUGACUCAGGGAGAGAGUUCACUAACUACGGAAAUAUUAGUUACGGAUGGAAGAAGGCAAUUUCUUCUUCUGUUAGUUCUACUUCUCCACCGUUAGCAGAGUCUGUUUUCCUGAAGGGCAAUUCGCCAUUCAAUGGGCUUUACUCCGGUGGGAUCCAAUUUCCCCAUGCUUCAGCUAGCCAAAAUUGUAUUUCGGAAGUGGAUUGCCAAGCCAACUUUUGGAAGUUCCAGAUGCACGAAAAUGGCACCUACUCUGUGCAGGUGCUAGUGGGAAAUAAAACAUCCCCUGAUAAGCAGAAGGCCUUUCUAGAAGUGAAUGGCAUUCCCAUCAUAAAAGGUGUGGAUCUUGCACCGGACGAGGUUUUUGUCGCGACGGAGAGUUUCCAGGUGACGAACAGAUCUCUCGUCUUCACGUCCACUUGCCUCGGUGGCGAGACCAUCUGUUCGCGGGCGCAGGUGAGCGUAUUGGCCGUCCAAAUUGUGAAGGCAUAA
Plasmodium knowlesi strain H is the source of this 3159-nucleotide messenger RNA. RefSeq names its product LCCL domain-containing protein, putative. The coding region runs from base 1 to 3159 and encodes 1052 amino acids. The transcript is spliced from 2 exons. NCBI's taxonomy places the organism in Eukaryota, Apicomplexa, Aconoidasida, Haemosporida, Plasmodiidae. The record is from RefSeq and is a predicted model, not a curated record.